CUCAUGCGUCGAACUUCGGUAGCCACGCAGCCCAUCACCGCCUAAUACCACCACGCCUUAUCAUCGUCGCAUCCCGCGACGGCACAACGAGGAAUCGAAGCGAAAGGGGAUCGACAAAGAAAGAAAGAGACAUCUGUGAGAUAAAUCACGGAGAGGUCCAUCCAUGGGUGAACGGGAAUUUGUUGAUAAGGAUAAGUUGAUUCUAAGAGGCUUAAAGUUUCAUGGUUUUCAUGGAGUGAAACCAGAGGAAAAGAAGCUAGGGCAAAAGUUUGUUAUUGAUGUGGAUGCCUGGUUAGACUUGAAUGAUGCUGGUAAAUCUGAUGAUAUUUCCGAUACAGUCAGUUAUACUGACAUAUACCGUAUAGUUAAGGAAGUUGUGGAGGGUCCAUCUCAAAACCUUUUGGAGUCAGUAGCUCACUUGAUUGCAAAUACAACACUGCUCAAACAUCCUCAGAUAUCUGCUGUCAGAGUGAAGGUCGGCAAACCUCAUGUGGCUGUUCAUGGCACCAUCGACUACUUAGGCGUCGAAAUACUCCGAUACAAAAAAAACUGAUAUAAAAAGAAGCAUGAGCCCUUGGUAUGAGGCUAUGUUAAGUAUCACUUUUUUUUCCGAUGCCUACACAAUUAGCACAUCGCUAAUUUGAGGCAUAGAAAUCUCAUCGUCGAACAGCUUCGGUUGUAGUGAUUUAAAAAUCAGAUGGUUCCCCUUGCUCUUUCUUUCUUUCUUUGUAGAACUUUUAAUCUUAUGGAAAUAACAAGCUUGACUUAUUUUA
Zingiber officinale is the source of this 773-nucleotide messenger RNA. Its product is annotated as dihydroneopterin aldolase 2-like. Gene Ontology annotation, cellular component: cytoplasm. Lineage: Eukaryota; Viridiplantae; Streptophyta; Magnoliopsida; Zingiberales; Zingiberaceae. Gene Ontology annotation, molecular function: dihydroneopterin aldolase activity. Gene Ontology annotation, biological process: folic acid-containing compound metabolic process. The record is from RefSeq and is a predicted model, not a curated record. Bases 164 to 553 code for a protein of 129 amino acids. The transcript has 3 exons.